This is a messenger RNA of Symbiodinium necroappetens, 500 nucleotides long. Lineage: Eukaryota; Dinophyceae; Suessiales; Symbiodiniaceae. The record is from the annotation of a GenBank genome assembly.
AUGGGUUGCCGAUUCGUGUCCGUGGCGCUCGUCUUGGCACAGCUGGUGUCUGAGGUGUCUGGGGACUUUGUGUACGACGACAAGUUGGGAAGCGGCAAGUCGCCUGUGCUUCCGCUCGGGAGCCCGAAGCGCAUGGUGAGGUCCAUCUUCGAGAUCACUCGGACCACCAGCGGUGCUCUGGGAGCCGUGGGAGGUCAGCACUCUCAGCUGAUCCUAGACUUCGGUGAUCAGGAGCCCAUGUUGGCCUGUGACUUGCACACCAUCCGAGACCCAAAGAGACCUGAAUCCCGUCUGAAUCUGGGAGCCAUCUUCGUGCUUCGCAUCCCGUACGAAGACGUGAAGACCUCCAAGAAGAUGAAUUCGGCCCAGACCAUGACCGAAGAGGAGCUCAAAGAAGCCAAGGCCAAGAACCCUUCCUUCGCGCCCAAAUCCAUUUGGCGCGAGAGUCAACUGUCCUCUGAAGUCUCCGAGCAGGAGGUCUUCUCCUUCCUGAGAGCCUG